GGAAAGGGAAGAACCAAGAAGGACUUUGGAAAACUUUGUAAUCAAAGCUUCAAAAACCCUACAUUUGAAAUUCCCAGUUGCUUCUUAUGAAUCCCACCUAUUUUUCUUGUUCUGCUAAAUGUGCAAGAGUUGAGGGCUUUUUCAGCUGACCUCCUUUGCUGGUUCCAGCCUGCGGCAGGAGAGGAUGUACAGGCUGCACGGCCAUGAGUCCGUGCACGUGGAGAUGGUCUUGAUCUUCCUCUGUGCCCUGGUCAUCGCCCAGAUAGUGCUGGUGCAGUGGAGACAGAAGCAUGGUCAUUCCGACAACCUGGUGACCCUGUUGCAGAUGUGGGUUGUCCCUUAGUUUUUCACAAUAAAACUUUACUGGUGGUGAUUUCUGUCUAUGUGGGGAAUGUUCUCAGUUAUUACCAGCUACAUCCUCUGCAGCGCUACCCGAAAACCCCUCUCAGGGAGAACACCACAAUUGGUCUACAAAUGGUUUCUUCUCAUCCAAAAAGUCAGCUGUACAUUUGGUGCUGUGGGUUAUUUGGCUAUCAUGUUUACAAUGUGUGGAUUCAAUUUAUUUUUCAAAAUCAAGGCUAGAGAUUCCAUGGAUUUUGGCAUCAUGCCCUCGUUCUAUGGCCUCUACUAUGGGGUAAUGAGGAUAGACUUUGCAGAGAUCUGCUCAGUUUACAUGGCUUCUACUAUAGGGGAAUUCUAUAGAGUCAGUGGGAUGCCCACCAGGAGCUCGUCAGACGACAUCGGGGCCGCCUGUGGGCAGAUCACUGUGGUGCUCAAUGAAGAAGGACUCACUGAAAACACCUACCAGCUUUCGUGCAAGCGUGUCUUUCAUGAAUUCUGCAUCCGAGGUUGGUGUAUUGUUGGUAAAAAGCAGACGUGCCCUUACAGCAAAGAGAAGGUCGAUUUGAAGAGGAUGAUCAAUAACCUCUGGGAGCUCCUCCACACACACUUUUUAUAUGGACAAAUCCUGGACUGUUAUCUGGUGGCCUGGCAACCCGUGGUGAUAGGAAUCUUCCAAGGCAUUAAUUAUUCACUAGGUCUGGAAUAG
This is a messenger RNA of Orcinus orca (killer whale), 1048 nucleotides long. It is a transcript of the gene RNF175, whose product is annotated as ring finger protein 175. The record is from RefSeq and is a predicted model, not a curated record. Gene Ontology annotation, cellular component: endoplasmic reticulum membrane; Golgi membrane. NCBI's taxonomy places the organism in Eukaryota, Metazoa, Chordata, Mammalia, Artiodactyla, Delphinidae. Gene Ontology annotation, molecular function: metal ion binding; ubiquitin protein ligase activity.